Messenger RNA from Dichomitus squalens LYAD-421 SS1, 4512 nucleotides. RefSeq lists its product as uncharacterized. NCBI's taxonomy places the organism in Eukaryota, Fungi, Basidiomycota, Agaricomycetes, Polyporales, Polyporaceae. The transcript has 9 exons. The coding region runs from base 1 to 4512 and encodes 1503 amino acids. The record is from RefSeq and is a predicted model, not a curated record.
AUGCCGCAUCCUCCCCCCAGGCCUAGGAGAAAGCCGAAUACCAUCCCGGCUGACCCAGAAGGGGUUACCGGGGUCGACAUAGAGGCGGGCACCGGGCAGGGUGGCACAGCACAGAAUACUAGUGCUGGUGCUCAUGGUGAAAACGAUGGCAUUGGAUCGGAGGGCAAGACCCACGCCACGACGCAGGCGCAGACGAUCGGAAAGCGGACCGCGCCGUUGAAUACCGAGGAAGACGACGAAGAGGGCGAAGAUGAAGACGAAGAUGAAGACGACGCGCUCGGUGAUUCGGACUCUCCCCAGACGCCGAAGACAGGCAAAGGCAAGGCGAAGGCGAAGGCAAAGGCGAGGAAGACUGGGCGCAAGAAGGCCAUUGAAGGAGGACGAAAUGUGGAGGAAAUGGCUGAAGAAGACCGGAUGGGAAGGGAGAACGGGUUCCUGGGGUUCGCGCGUGUGCAGAUGAUUUUUGAAGCAGACACCAGCGUGCGCCACCUGUGGAACGAGGUCAAUAAGCGUCCGCGGAUUGAGCGGCACGUUCAAGCCAUCCUCAGGAACAUGCAGACGAAGGGCCGGCUGGACUGGGAGUAUCCGCUGCUAGCGGCGGUGGAAGAGUCGCAGAUUGACAUGUCGACGCUGACGCAGAGCCCGGUCCCGUACGAGAGGGUGCCGAUCUUCAAGUUCCGGAUGGAUGCGAAGGAACAGAAGAUCCACUUCUUGAACGGCGCGCACCGCAAGGAUGCGAACAAGCUGCUGUACAUCGAGUAUUCUACGCUGGCGAAGGCGGCGGAGCAGCGCCUGAUGAAGCACAGGGAGGCGAAGACGAAGAAAGGGGCGUCGAAGGAGGUGAAUGAGAAGGGGGAGAUCGUGGACGUUGAAGGGGAACAGCUCGCGCGGGAGUUGGAAAGGCUGAAUGCGAAGAAGACACAGUUGAUGUAUUGGAUGUGCAAGAUCUACGCGGACGGGAAGGUGCAGGGAAACCAGCGGGCAUCUCUUGCGUCAAACGACCAUCCGCCCGUGAAGGCGUCGAACACGGACGAGGCGCUGCAAAUGGCGUUCUGGCGGUUGCACGAGGGAUGGAAGAUGUGGGUGGAGAAGAACCCCGAUCAGCGGCUAGUUCCAGGAACGCCUUCGUUUCGCGAGAAAAUCGUCAACAGGGUGUUCACGGAGAAGGAGCUGCAGAUAGGGUACCACAACUUCAUCCUCACGAACGGCGAGAACAUUCGGUUCAUGGAGGAUAUGUAUCGGAUUUCGCACUUCUGCGCUGCGCAGAACCUGAGCCGUGCGCAGAUCGAGCGGGCGGUGGGCAAGGUGUCGCGCAACAACGUCUCAAAGAGCGAGUUCCCGGGUGGUGGUGCGGGCGUGCGGUGGCUUUGCCGGACGCUGAUGGCGGACUUGUUCGUGGUGGCGACGACGGCGCACUUCCCGGACAUCGAGAACAUCAAUCCGGAGGACGGAGGGCUGAGCGCUGCUGAUGUCGCGACGUGGAACUACAAGACUUUGCUGAACGGCGAUUCCCACUUCGUCGUCACUCCGGAGAUUCGGGAGGCUGUUGGUGGGACGGAGUCGUUCUUGCGGGGCCACGUGGAGCGUCACGCGGAGCAGGAGUACCUGAAGCUGGAGGCGGUGUGGAAGGAAGUGGGGAAUCAGUCGAACGAGGUGUGGACGGACGAGGCGAUGGAGCUGGUUGACGCAGCGUAUCAGCGACAUCUUGUGAAAACGGAAGCGACGAAGGUUUACGGGGAGUGGGACAAUCCUGUUUGGCAGUCGUCGAUGGAGGGGUACUGGAAGCGGAUUUUUAAAACCCUGGGCGGUUAUUGGGCGCAACGGAGCAAGACGUUGGUUGGGCAGGAUGACAUCGUCGCGGUGGACCAAGCAUUGAGGAAGCUGCAAUGGGUCUUCUUCAUCCGGUCUCACCGUCGCGAGUGGUGUGUGCCACUGAUGAGCAGGUCUCACCUCGCGGACAUCAUCGAGUACUUCGACGUGAACUCGGACGCUUUCCGGAUGCUCGUUCGUACGAUUGACCCUCUGGCUCAAUUGCCCCUCCUCCGCGUCGAUAACCAGAAGCACGGACAUCAUCUCACCGACUACCUCGGAUAUCUCGUCUUUUACCUGUGCGAUUCCACCAGAUAUCGCUUCUGCGACAAGACGGAAGUCGAGGACAUGCUGUUCGGUUGGCUCAUGACCAAUAUCAACCUCCUCGUGAAAGUCAGUAGACGCUACAAGCUCCACUUGGAGAAGUCGCACCGCGACUUCUACAGCUUGACCUACAGCGUGAUCUCCAACGCAAUCGUCAAGGCGCGACAGGCCGAAGAAGACAACAUCUAUCUGAAGGUCAUCUCAGACCUCUUUCCGGACAGAGACUUCACCGAGGCAGACGUCGCGCGAGUGAAGGCCAUCUGCAAGAUCAUCACGGACGCCCAGGCAGCCGUCGGAAAACUCACUGCCAAGCUCAAACAGCGGGAUCUCGAGGGUCAGACCAUGCAUCAGACCGGCAUGCAUCAGACCGGCAUGCAUCAGACCGGCAGCAACAUGCCUUCCUUCUCGGCCGUUCAACUCAAGCAUUACCCGGAACUCUACAUGCUCUACAAUCACGGCUCUGACUGGAUGCACCGCGAGGGUCAAGAAAUGGGCAAGGGCAAGUCGACGUUCGACAUAACCUACGCUUUCACCAUGCACGCCGCCUUCAUCUGCUACGUGGAAACCAUCGGUCGCUUGCUGCUGAACUGUCCCGAGUACACGGAUCUGCGGGAUAGCUUCUUCCGCUCCUUCCUCAAUGAUCGCAUUCUGCUGUCGCUCAAUGAUCAUCUACCCACGAAGAAAUCGUGGUCAUCAAAGCAGAUGUCCGAGCCGGAGUUCCUCAACUGGGAUGAGCCCAUCCUCGAGGACAUCAAGGAGAGAGUGGGUCAACUCCGGCCCCGCGCCUUGCCGGUCGAGGUCAUCCCGGACGGGAGCGUCAAGGAGCUCAUGGUGCGCGCCGCUCGCAUCGACGACAUCAAGAAAUGCUUGGCCCGUGUUGCCAGCGACAUCCUCAAGUACCCGAUAGCCCACGGCCAAGCGAGGGAGCUCUCGGACACCCUCAGAGGAAAACCGCGUGACACCUUGCCUUUGGCUUUCAAAGUGGACCGUCACAUCAGAGUUCUUCUUCAGGCAUGUCGCGUUCCCGUCGUUCAUUCGAUCAGAUUCAUUGUCCCUAGCCACCGACUUACCAUAAUGGCUUCCAUCUUACAGGAGAUGAUCAAAUACGCGUUGUACAGCGACUUUCGUCUCCGGCACCCGACGGCCCCCUUCGUCAUGCCUAGCGAUGUAGACGUACAAGAUUUGCUACCAGUUCUCCCUCCGGCGGGUCCUUUGCCUGAAGGUUGCUACGCUUCGAUGGACGACUUUGCGACCGCGGAUCCUGACGCGGCGGCUCGAUUCGCACGACGCCUUGCCGAGCUGCGCAUGUUGGUGCGCGUGCCGACCGGAGAUGCCGAAUCGUCGUCGUCGGAUGCGCUCUCAUGGAGAUUGCAGGGCGUGCCAACCAAGUCCGGCCAGGUUUAUCCCCAAGAUUUGUCUUGGUCUGGCGAUUGGGCGACGGACGACAUCGACGACCUUCCUAAAGAACCGACCUUCGAGCAUCUUAAGGCCGCACUGCAGGUGCCUGACCAGUCCGACUCUGCGCACACCGCUGUUAUGCCUCCCGAAGCAGAAGGUCGUCGACCCAUUGCCACUGCCCACGCCAAUGACGAGCCGCCUUCGCUCUCUUCGCCUCAUCGCUCUUCUCCCGCCAGUACGUCCUCGUCCGACGACAUGCUGCCAUCGACUCAGGACAACGACGAGGGCAGAAAGGUUUGCCCGCCGACUCAAAUCCCAUCCGAGGUCAACAGCGUUGCAGAUCUCCGUGCAAUAUUUGAGCACAUCAACUGGAACAGCGUCAACGCCGCUGUGAUCGAGGCGAUGGACAGAGUGGAAAACCUCAUUCCUCACGUCGCCACACUCGAGUCGAAGGACCGCACCUUUUCUCGCCUUCGGUACUUCUGGCAUUGCCUCUAUCACUCUGGCGCGUUCCCGGCCGCAAUUGUUCCUUACCUACGAGGAGAUGACCGCACGUUGCUCGAGCACACCAUCCCCGAAUCCUGGGACGAGUUCAAGGCGGAAGUAUUGGAAGAAAAUUUUGACUGGGAGGCUGAAUUGGAAGAGGCGGCCAAGCGCUACACUAUGCACAACUGGCGAGGUCUUCAUUACCCGGAAGAGGACAACAACCCGGACUGGCAACCCGUUGUUGAGGAGAUCGAGCAGCAGAGCAUCAACAACAUGAUGGAUGUAGACAGGCAGGAUGAUGCUGCUGCCGCCGCUCUGGGCGACGAGUCGUCGACGCAAGCGCAUUCAAUCAAACUCGCCACCGGGAUCCAGGUCGCAGUCCUUGCAGAGGACGCCCCCUCCGAAGAGGCGCAAGGGGACGAGGCAGAGGAAGGCUGGGGCGGAGGCUCCGAAGGACAACAGCCGGGGAACGAGAAUCAUUCCGACUUGAUGUGA